Messenger RNA from Triticum dicoccoides, 1956 nucleotides. RefSeq names its product transcription factor PCF3-like. Gene Ontology annotation, molecular function: DNA-binding transcription factor activity; sequence-specific DNA binding. NCBI's taxonomy places the organism in Eukaryota, Viridiplantae, Streptophyta, Magnoliopsida, Poales, Poaceae. Bases 233 to 1492 code for a protein of 419 amino acids. The transcript has a single exon. Gene Ontology annotation, cellular component: nucleus. The record is from RefSeq and is a predicted model, not a curated record.
CUGUCUCCAUCUCUCCCCUCCUCCGUCCCCGCUCCCCUGCGCCUCCUCCCAACCCCACCCGGCCACCACCCCGCCCCACCCUGCGUGCCCGGCACGUGCUCCUCUCCCUCUUCAACCCUAACUCCGGUGACUACCCGAACGCGUGCGCGCGGACCACCGGGCAGGCCAAAGGAGCCGCCUUUUCAUUUCUUCCUUCUCGGGAGGAAGGGAGGGAGGGUUCUUGGGGACGCGCAUGGACCAUGGCGGCGGCAGCGGUGGGGGUGGAAGUGGAGGCGGGGGCGGGUGCGGAGCGCCGUCGAGCAGCAACAGCGGCGGGGGAAGCGCCGGGGGCACGAGCGGAAGCCGUGGCGGCGGCAGCGACCACCAUCCGCACCACCCAUUCUACUACGCAGGCCCAGCGGAGCCCAACAACGUGCAGCAGCAGCCGCAGCCGCAGCAGUUCAUUGGGUCGCUCGCCAUAACACCCGUCGUCACCGACCAGGCCCCGGCUUCCUCGGCGGAGAAGAAGGCGGUCGCGCCAGUGACUCCAUCGGCCGGCGCACUGGCGAAGCGGCCAUCCAAGGACCGGCACACCAAGGUGGAUGGCCGGGGAAGGAGGAUACGGAUGCCGGCUCUGUGCGCGGCGCGGGUUUUCCAGCUUACGCGGGAGCUCGGCCACAAGUCCGACGGCGAGACCAUCGAGUGGCUGCUGCAGCAGGCGGAGCCAGCCAUCCUCGCCGCCACCGGCACCGGCACCAUCCCGGCCAACUUCUCCUCCCUCAACAUCAGUCGCGCGGCCUCCGGCACCAGCCGCCCCGCGCCAUUCCCCGCCCUCGCGCUCCACCCCCACCACCCCCACCACCAGUCGCCGCACCCGCAGCACGACAUGUCCACCAUGCUGGGUUACCACCACCUGCUCCCGCCGCCGCAGGAGCCGCCCCAGGACGCAAAUAGCCCCGGUUCCUUCAUGAGGAAGCGGUACCGAGAGGACCUGUUCAAGGAGGACGAUGAGCGGCAAGAUCCUAACGCGCCCAAGGCGCGCGAGCAGCAGGCGGCGCCGCCCGCCGCAAUGUGGGCCGUGGCGCCGAACAGCGCGGCCCCUGGAGGCGCGUUCUGGAUGUUGCCCGUGUCCGCGAGCCAGGCUGCCGCGGUUCGGCCGACCGAGCAGCCUAUGUGGUCUUUCGGCGGCGGCGGGGGGAGCAGCACCGUGCAGGCGCCGCUGCAGUUCAUGUCAACAAGGGUGAACUACCCCGGCAGCGCCGGUGCGAUGGGCGGCAUGCCCGACACCAACAUCGGCAUGCUUGCUGGGCUCAAUGCUUACGACCGCGGCGGUGGGGGCGGUGGAGGUACGGAAGAAGAGCAGCAGCAGCAGCAGCAGCAGCAGGAGCAAGACCAGCAACAAGAAAUGGAGCAGCAGCGCGACGGCAGCGGCGGGGGCAACGAAGGCGAAGAGGACGGCGACGACGACAGCGGCGGAGAAGAGGAAGGCCAUCGCGACAACAGCUCACAGUAAGCAAGCUCGCAUGAUGAAAAACUCUGAAUCCACCAUGUUCAUAUCGCAAUCGUGCUAGUGGGGUGGGCUAGAAUCGAAUCCUGGGAUUGGCCGAGGCCAUCAUUGGACUGCUCACUGCUGGGUUAAGAAGAAGAUUGCAGAAAUGGAUGAUGGAAAGGAAGAAAGCAACUGAAUGCAAGAACAAGACUUGUUGCUAGUCCUUAGGCCUCGUUAUUUUUGGUGGUAUUUUUUUGUCUGUUUAUUUUAUUUUCCUUGUUGGAUGGAUUGAUCCGUGAUGAAUGAUUGGCAUGUUUAGAUGGGUGCGAUGAUUGGUAGUGUUAGUGGGUCCCGACUCAGGAGGGUCCAGGAGGAAGAAACCAGUUUUAUUUGUACAGUUGAUCAUCUUGAUUUGUGCUGCAACUUCGGUUCUUGUUUUAUCUUUCACCAUUGUUUUCAUGUGCUGUAGUUGCACUAGCACAAUUUUA